This is a messenger RNA of Rattus norvegicus (Norway rat), 13510 nucleotides long. The record is from RefSeq and is a predicted model, not a curated record. Lineage: Eukaryota; Metazoa; Chordata; Mammalia; Rodentia; Muridae.
UGCUGAGGUCAUGUCACUGGGAUACCUGUCACAUAUAAGUGAUUAAUGCAUUGUAACUAUUUAGAUGAUUAUUAUUCCUAGGAUUUUCAAUCUAUAAUAUGAAGAUCAGCUGUUCUAAUUGACGAACAGGGAAGACUUGACCCUUCAGCUCCUGAUACCCAUAGGUUGUAACCCAGGCAAUUUAGCUUGCAGACAAAAGAUGCUAAACACGCUUAGACACCUGGAUAGCACAUGCACGGAGAGGGGUUCCUUUACUCUUUGUGCCAUGAUGUACAAAGUCAGGCCAAGGCUGAGGAUGGACUAAAUAGGCCUGAAGAAUGGUUUUAGGAAGAAUGCAGGGGGGAGACUGUGGCCAUAAUUUUUACCCACUCUACCCUCACUUCUUACUAGAGAUGCCCAAGGUUUUUGAGAAAGCUGUUGGCUGCUAAACCAAUCUCUUCUCUUUCUUUUUCUUCUGUUCACUAUUUUCCCCUGCCCCCUGCCCCCUGACUCCUGCCCCUGUCUCCCUUUCAUUUCUCCUCUCCUUUCUCUCCUCUAUUCUUUUCCUCCCAACUUCCUCAUUUCAGGCCUUGGCUCUCACCCUGGCUGCACAUAGGAAUUGCCUGAAGGAGGUUUUCAAAACUAUCCACAUAGGGGCCUGUCCCACAGAGAUUCUGUGACCCCACUGCACACAAUCAUAAUCUAAAUUUGUAACUGAGUAUGUACUUUUCUGAGAACUCUAUCUGGCCCUCAGAAAGUAAUGUGUGGGAGCUGUGUUUCUAGCCCCUCUUGGCCAUUGUACAUCAUGGUUUCUUGUACACACACACACACACACACACACACACACACACACACACACACACACAGAAGCUUUCUUACCUCUCUGAGCUUUGGCUUCCUCACCAUCCUACAGGAAUGGUUUCCUCUGGUGUUUGUGAGGAUGCAGUGACUCACCCACUGCAUCGUGUAUAAGAGUUUGUUUUACAAAAGCCCAGCCCCCUCUCCACAAGAGAGGGCCUGCGAUUACAAGGUUAAGAAGGGUGUGGGUGGGGAGGCAACAGAGGCAGCAGGGAGCAGCAUUACACAUGGAGAAAAGGCCAUGCACGUUAACAAUGCAGCUCGCAAAUGAGAGCAAAUUAAUACUGGGCCCAGGGAGAACAGAACAUUCACACAACGGGGGCAAAGCACCUAUUGGAGCUGCUAGGCCUUGACAAGGAGAAGGAAAUAGGAUCUCAGAGGGAGGAAGGAGAGGGGCCCAGUGAGGGGGAUUUCCAGUGCCAUGGAGCUUAUCUGGCUGGAAGCAGAGGGAAAGGUGUCAGCUACCAAGGAGGGAAGGAUAGGAGGAAAUGAGAAAAAGACAGGAGGGAAAGAUACGUGCCUGGAGCUGGAGAGAAAUGGGAACAUCUGGCCUGGGGAAGGCAGCAGGGUAGCAAGGAAGUCAUAUCCUUCCAAUGUCAACAUGGUUGACCUCAUCCUCUAGCAACUGGACUCAGGUCACCAAGCAGAGGGUCACCAAGGCAGGAGCUGCAAACUACAUAACCAGUUCCCUCCUCCCACCACAUACAUAUCCUUUCUCACCAUUGUGUAAAACAAUCAGAGUCCACUGGACUCAGAGGCAAUCAAGCAUCCCUCAGUUCACAGAAGCCCCAAACCCAUCUUCAGAAGGAAGAAAAUUGGAAAGUGAGGUCCAGUGAAGUAGAGUGGAAUCCUAGAUCAUGGCAACGUUAAAACAAACUUCUUGCAUGGCCUCCAUUUCAGAGGGCACUGACCCAUCCAAGAGAGCAGCUCCAAGAAUCUGAAUGUGACGUUGGGUCAGAAGCCAAUCUGCAGUGGCAGGAAAGAAAUGAGGCCCUCAGAGGCCCUGGGGGGAGCAGUUGUUCACCAGUCCCUAAGUAAGAAAUGUAAGAUCUUAAUAGGCCAGAUGGUGUUAUUUGUUUUUUCUGGAGAAAUUCAGCUGAUCCACCAUCAGUGGAACCAGUCUUGAGGGCUCAGGACAAUGGUUCUCAACAUGUGGUUCCAGACCCCUUUGAGAAUCAAAUAAACCCUUUCACAGGGGUAGCCUAAGACCAUCAGAAACACACACAGAUAUUAACAUUGGGAUUUGUAACAGUAGAAAAUUACAGUUAGGCAGUAGCAAUGAAAAUAAUUUUAUGGUUGAGGUCACCACAACAUGAGGAACUCUAUUAAAGGGUCAUAGCAUUAGGAAAGUUAAGAACCACUCACUGGUCUAGGGGAUACUCAAGCAGAUAGCUACCUCUGGAAACCAUAGGAGUCCUGUUUUCUCACUUUGCUCCCAUAGCAAAGGGUGCAUUAGAUACUGCAUAUACUGUUGAGUAGCAGUAUCAGGUCCAUGUCCAGAGUGCUAACUCUUUGUCUAACUCUUCUGCACACAUAAUGCUAAUAUACCUGUGCCCUGUUAUCAGAACCUAACCUUUGAAGAACAGCAGUUCCAGUCUCAGAGACUUUAAAGUCUGUUGAUCUAACAAGAAGGAACCACAGAAUCAGUGAAUACAGCAUUCUCAUUCGAUGUGUGGGGAAAUUGAGGCUGGGAAGGCAUGAGGCCACAUAGGUUUAAUAACUGCAGGAGCUGAAGUGAACAGCAAUCUGUCCCUGCUCUCAGUCCAGGGUGUUUUCUCUUUCCUUAUUUGCUAUUAUCCCAAGUCUUCAUUAUAUUUGAGAGAAAAAUGCCAGAAUAUCUUGAGGGCCAGUCUUACACAUAGGUAAACAUCAUGUGAUCAAAUGUGUCUCCACAAAUGCCUGUCACUGUGCCUGAAAUUUUACCAUCAUGAUUCAUUCCUUUGGAGCUUUGGGCUUUCUGCCCUUUAGGGGUAGGUAUAAACAAGGGAGUCGGGGAGGUCUAUUGACAACCAAGAGACCAACCGGCAUUGUAAAUUAGAGCCAAGCUUUAUGUUUGAAGAGAGCAGCAGCAGCUGGUCUAGAGGACAUGAUAUAGACCAGGCAGAGAAGGAGAAAAACUCAGGGCAAGGAUCUGAAUCAGGAUUAGACCACCCCUGUGGGACAAAGAAAGAGGAUAUGAUUAUGAAUGUACCCAAAGCUACCAUCAAGUCACAAGCGUGGACACUCAAGAAGCUUUUCAGCCAGAAAACUAUACUAUGACCCAGGAAGCCGGAAUGUCUGCUGGGUGGUCCAUGCUAGGGAGGAUGUGAGAGUGAAGGAUAACAUCAGGCUGUCUGGAGUGGCGGCAGGGCACUUUAUUAAGAGAAGCAGUCUGGGUGAGAUGGAUGUGACAAGGGAAUCUCUGAGGACAUCAAGAAGAGCCCCAGCCACAAGAGGGAUGGGCUCUAUGGCUGGCAAGCAAGGCUGGGUGUGGGAUGUGUCUUUUCUGUGUCUUCUCUAGGGACCUACUUGCUGCAGGUGCCCUGGCCCAAGGCCAAAGUGCUUCUCUUCCUCCCUUUGGCUUUCUUUCUGGUUCUUCUAGAGCUGUUCAUGGCAGCUCGGAGCUUAGCUCUGCUUCCUAGGUCCCUCAGACUUUCCUUAGUCUCUAUCAGCUCUGACGCUCUUAGAGCCACUCUUGACAACAAAACGAUCUGACUGAAAGUGAUCCUGGAAGGGGGAAAGCUAUGAGAUUUGUCUAGAAACUGCCCAUCAGGAGCCUGUGUUUCCUUAGAGUGUUUCCCUCGGGUAGCUGAGGGUAAAGGUAAGUGCUCUGGAACUUUGGAAAACUGUCUUGAAGAUACAGUUACAUAGCAAGCAUACUACAGUCAUUCUCUUGUACCCUUGGGUUCUAUGUUCUCAGAUUUAACCAGCUGUAAAUCAAAAUAUUCUGUGGAAUAUAAUUAUCUCGCUUCUUUUCCAAAAAAAGAAAUUCUGAGGAGAAUUGUGUUUGUGUUGAAUUUUAUUCCUUGUCAUUAGUCACUAACCAAUGUGGUCUGACAAGUACUUACAUAACUUUUACAUUGUAUUAGAUUUUUUAAAUAAUCUAGAGAUAAUUUAAAGUAUACAAGAGAAUUGCAUAGAAUAUAAGCACACACUGGCUGUUUUAAAUAAGGGGGAGGAGCAUCCUUAUAUUUUGGUAUCUGCCUGGGAUCCUGAAACCUUCUCUGUGGAUACCAAGAGACAACUGUGUUGUAGAUUGUAAAGAUAGUUGGGGUGGUCCGUGGGAUGCCUAAACAAGCCAAAGACUCUCCCGAGGUUUCUACUAGUUCUGCUGCCCAUCUCAGCAACUUGGGUAGAACCCCAGCUAUCAGCACAAGGAAGCCUUUCCCCUCUUGACCACACUCUGCUGUUUGAGGAUCUGUGUUUUCUGAAGGGAAGUGUCAUGGGGGCCCCAAGAGGUUUUGACCCAGACACCUGCAAUACUGGGAUUGGAUAAUCUCUCGAGAGGAGGAGGCUGCUUUAGAGACCCAGAGCCCAGACAGUUCUGCUUGUUCCAUUCAAGUCCUUGAAACAAUCUCUUCAGCUUAAUGCUAAGCCAUCACUAACCAGUGUGUCAUAGGCACCACUGAGGGAGAAUGCUAUUUCACAGAGCAGGGCCUGCUUAGGUGCAGGCUCAGUAGUUCUGGCAAGAUGAAAUUAAGUGCAAUCAAUCUAGGAGAGUCAGCCAGGAUUUCUUUUCUGCUUUACCUCCCAGUAGCCCCCUCCCACCUCGGAGACAGACUAAUCCCUGACAUUUGUCUAGUGACUUUAUACUUGUCAAAGCUCCUCACAUCCAUUACCUCCCUCCAGCAUCACAAACACCCCCAGAAAGUAGGACUGGAAGGCGUUAUCAUCCCUGUUUGACCAACAAGAAAACUGAAGUACCAAAGGACACAUGACUCAUUCAGGGUCACAUAGCCGUUUAGUCAAAGAACAGGGCUUUAAACGUUUUCUAACUUCCAGUCUUGUGAUCUUUCUGCUUUGCAAGACAGACUCUCCUACAGGACUGUGGAAGUAUGUACUCCUACCACAGUACCCAACACACAUAGAUGCUAAUAAACAUUUGCUGCAAGGAAGGAAGAAACAAGCUCUACAAUGAUGCUUUUAAUUGUUGUUGUUUUGAAAAAUGGCCUCACCAUGUCGCCCAGGCUGCUCUUGAAUUCCUGGGCUCAAGUGAUCUUCUGUACUCAGCUUCGCAGAUGUCAGAGAUUAUAGAUAAGGCCAACCACACAUAGCUCUUCUGAUCUUUUUAAGUAAUUAAAAUAGGACACGAGUGCUAUGCUAUUUGAUCAUUUUGGCCAGGAAGGAAGGACUAUGAGAUCUUUCCCAAUUCACAGAUGUCAAUGCCAAAGAAAGGCUAGGGUGACAGCCACAGAGAAGCCAAUGGGACUUGAUUUCCUAACAAAGCUGCCUUCCACUCAUCCUUCAGAGGAAUUGAUCCCAUGGGUCUUUAAAGCAUUAGCAGAGAGGAGUCAGCAUCAGCCCCACUACCAGAAGAUCCUCCUCAAGUUGUCUCUACAAGCUUUUCUCUGGUCCCCCACCAGUGACUCUCUGAAGUUUUGCUGUUGAGAGUUACUUGAGAACACUGCUCUCUCAUUUAGGACCUGAGCAUUCCCCUCCCCUUGAAGAACUCCAAGCAUAACAACCCAGGCUUCAGAGACUCUGAACUUGUCUCAGAGAGGACAAACUGAAUCCAAACAUCCUCCUCCUCCCUUUUCUAUUUCCCCUGGAGCCUAGCACAUAGUAGGUACCUAUCAAAUAUUAAGAAAUGAGCUGUCUCUGCUAAAGAAGAAUGUCUGGAGUUGCAAUUUUUUAAGUCCAGUUAGAAAAAUGGGGAAAGGAGAGAUAGAGACGCUGGUUUUCAGAUGCCACUUUGCAGUAAUACAAGCAGCAUCUGUGCCGGGUACCCCCCAAUUUAAGUUCCUCAUGGUUUCUUUCUUGAGCCCACCAGUUCUCUCCUGCAUCUCCAGGGGGAUUUGUGUGGCUUUCCCAGAGCCUUGGUUUUGUUUUCUGUACAAUGGAAAGGGCGCUGGAUGAGAAAACGCAUGCAAAGCACAGUGUCCGGCUCUUAGCAAGUGCUCAGCCAAGCGGCAGCUGGAUUAUCCAUUCUCCUCUGUUCCCAGAGGGAGGGGUCCCCCAGGGACACCACACUGCUCACGAGGUCCAGAAUCCAGGUGCAAAAGAGGGGCUGUUUCUCAGCUCUCUGCUUAGUCCAUCACCUCAGCCUCAGCUCUGGGGCCGAGCCAGUCGCCUCGUUCUUUAAGAUUCUGGUCACAGCAGGGGCUGGGUUUCUAAGGCAGGCGUGAUCUUUCUCUUCCUACAGACGCCGCUGCCGCCAGUGUCUGCGCUGGGCACAGGCAGGGGCAGUGCGCGGGAGAGGCGGCGGGAGGGUUCCCGGCUCAGCAACCACGCAGACCCGGCCUGGAAAGGGUCCCCGACAUCAUGUGAUGCAGGAAGAGAGCGCAAAUGAUAUGGAAUGUGUGCAGCUGCCAGCAAAGACACUGCGACAAGUGACCAUUCACCGAGACCCUAUAAAUGGCUUUGGCUUCGUGGCUGGCAGUGAGAGGCCUGUGGUGGUUCGAUCUGUGAGGCCAGGAGGCCCCUCUGAGGACAAGCUCCUGGCUGGUGACCAGAUUGUGGCUAUUAAUGAGGAGGACGUGAGUGAAGCCCCCAGGGAGAGGUUCAUAGAACUCAUCAGGAGUGCUAAGGAAUCCAUCGUUCUUACAGUUCUGCACACUCAUCAGUCCCCUAAAUCUGCCUUCAUCAGUGCUGCAAAGAAGGCCAAGCUGAGGUCCAAUCCUGUGAAGGUCCGAUUCUCUGAGCAGGUGGCAAUUGGAGAAACAGAUGCAAAAAUGAUGAAGAAGGAAGCUCUCCUCCUCAUCCCCAAUGUCCUGAAGGUUUUCCUAGAAAAUGGGCAGAUCAAGUCAUUCACAUUUGAUGGCCGGACCACUGUUAAGGAUGUGAUGGCGACUCUGCAGGACCGUCUCUCCCUGAGGUACAUUGAGCAUUUUGCUCUUGUGCUUGAGUAUACCGGGCCAGAACAGAACCACAAGUUCCUGAUUCUCCAGGACAAGCAGCCCCUGGCUUAUGUCGUGCAGCGGACACACUACCAUGGAAUGAAAUGCCUCUUCCGAAUAAGCUUCUUUCCCAAGGACCCAGUGGAGCUGCUACGUCGGGAUCCUGCUGCUUUCGAGUACCUAUACAUCCAGAGUCGUAAUGAUGUUAUCCGAGAACGCUUUGGAAUGGACCCUAAGCCAGAGAUGCUUUUGGGUCUUGCUGCCCUUCACAUCUAUAUCACUGUCUCAGCCACUCGGCCUAGUCAGAAGAUCACACUCAAGAAUGUGGAGAAGGAGUGGGGCUUGGAACCCUUUCUUCCCCCCUCCCUCCUGCAGGGCAUCAAAGAGAAGAACCUUCGGAAGUCUCUCUCUCAACAGCUGAAGGCCCACCAAAUGCAUCCUUCUAGCAGCACCAAGGGCUCCGCAAUUCAAGCAAAGCUCCAGUACCUUCGAAUUCUGAAUGAACUUCCGACCUUCACUGGUGUUUUAUUCAACACUGUAGGCCUGGACGAGAAGCAGUCAGCCACCACUCUGCUGGUGGGACCCCGUCACGGCAUCAGCCAUGUUAUUGACCUCAAAACCAACCUCACCACUGUGCUGUCCGAGUUCAGCAAGAUCAGCAAGAUCCAGCUGUUCCGGGAGAACCAGGGAGUGGCCCGUGUGGAGACCAGCAUCAUGGAUGCCAAGCCUCUGGUGCUGUUGAUGGAGUGGCCUGAAGCCACCAACUUUGCCUGCCUGAUUGCGGGGUACUGCCGCCUUCUGCUGGAUUCCAGGAAGAUGAUCUUCUCCAGGCCUGCCAGCCAGCCUCUUCCACCUCCAAUGAUAAAGGCAGAUCACAUGCACAGUGCCCACCGCCCUGUCACUGGGGGCCACCUGGGGAAAAAGGAGAGUAGUUAUGUGGGCAGCAUGGGCACCAGCCCUAGGAAGUCGAGCCGAUGCACGACCCCACCUGCCGACUCUGAGCUUGUCAGCUUCUGCUACCUCCACAUGCGGGAACAAAGGAAGGAGCAAGAAAGCAGGACAGAUGUCAAUGAGAACCUAAUCUUCUUUGAAGAAACCAGGCCCCGGACCAAAUCUGACCCCACAUCCAAAAGCUCUGGCCAAGGUUACGAGGUGAUUCCUGAUGACUUUGAUGCAACCAGCCUAGACCAUGAGCCUUGUGCCAGCAGGGCCAGGUCUUAUACUUUGGACAAUUCCCUUGGGGCAGAAGCCCUGAAUUUCUACUGUGACUCUUGCAAAGUCAAACUCCAGGAGCAGAUGGGGCCUCGCAAAGGUGGGAGGCCUGGUUCCUCUAGGGACAACAUGGUAGACUUAAUGUCCCUCCCACCACCAGGAAGUGAGGAAGAGGAGGAAGAGGAAGAUGAGACAACUUCUCUGUUGCCUGCCAUCGCUGCCCCACCCCCUGGUUUCCGAGACAACAGCUCUGAUGAGGAUGAUCCCAAGCGCAGAGCUGUUCAAAGUCAGGAGCAAGGACGUCACCUGCGUGGACUUCUGUAUGAUGAGAUUCCUGUAACACUGAUUGACAGUGUACAGACUCGGACAGUACGCGAUCAUGCCCAGGAGCUGGAUGAUGCUCUCGUGUCUACUCUGCAGGCUCUGGAGGCCCUGGCUGCUUCAGAGGAUGGACCCCAUCCCCCACCCCCACAGACUGCAGGUCUGAUUGUGCUGGCCACAAUCACUCCUGAGUCAUCACUGGACUCGGGCCAUGAAACCAACUCGUCAGAGCUCACAGAUAUGUCCGAGAUGAUGUCGGCCAUGAAGCAGCACCAAAACACCACCUACUUCCUGGCCCAGCACCUCAACAAGGACAGCCUCCUGGCCCGAAAGGACCUGCCCUUCAGGAUCCAGGGCUGUGCAGCUCAGGCUGUUCUCACUGCUCCGUAUGCUCUCGGGCCCCCAGAUCCCAACCCAUCCCUCCAGCCAGCUGUCACUGGCCAGAGUCCUGCCCCUGCUGGCGCUCGCAGAAAGAUACCUCAGUCAGAAGCCCAGGUGCAGGGAGACAGAACAUACUCCUUGGCAGUGCACCCAGCGCUGUCCCCACAGCUUAGUGAGCAGAAAAAUCUGAGCCUGCUUCCUCCAGUUCCUGAGGACAGAGGGCCAGGCCACAGUAGGGCUGGCCUAGAGAUGUCACUGAGGUCAGCCACACCAUCCCUCAGUGAAGAGCAGGUCUCAGAGCUUAGGGAAAACCUGCCCAAGGAAGUCAGGUUGAGCCCUAAGCUUAUCCUGGACCCAAAAGGCAGUGUGACCCCAGCUAUAAUCUCAGCUGCCCUACAGCAGGUGGUACACAGUAAAAGUCUAGCCACUCCUGGCACAGCCUUGGCAACACCCUCCAAUAGGGGGGAGAGAAGGCUAGAGGCUAGCAUGGUGAGGCCUGAGGUCACCAUGGGCAGGCCAGAAGUUAGCAGCAGUGCCAGCAAAAAUCUGAAGUUUAAAAUGAGCCCUGGUGCUCUGGAGACCACACGAAAUUCUCAGCAGCAGCUGGGCCCAGAGGUCUCUGCCAGCCCCAGAGCAUCUACAGGCAGCAGGGGUGAUAACCUCCACCUUUCCCUACAAGAGGACAGGUUUCCUGUUCAAAGUUUCCCUCCUAAGAGCUAUCUAUCCAGAAUGAGUCGAGACUCCAUGGGCAAGCAAGCUACUGGAGAUGUGGCAGGCAAGGGUGGGCCAGAGGGUGCUAAGCCUCCCCCAAACAAGCAGAGCACAGUCUCUGGCCAGGGGGAGAAAGGGCAGCUGGAGAGCAUAUCUAAAAGCAGCAAGCUUGAAGAAGCCAGCCUGCUUCCCCGAGCUGGCUAUCCCAUGGCUCUGCAGAGCCCAAGCUGCCAGUCCCGAAGCCACAGCCCUAGCUGCCAGCCCCGUGGGCCGAGCCCCAGCAGCCAGUCCAGAGGCCAGAGCCCCAGCUGCCAACCUAGAAGCCAGAGCCCACUCAGGCCUCUGGCCACCAGCCGGCAGGUUAGCACCAUGCCCUCGAGAAAGCUUGAAACGACCCUGGAUGGAGCCCACUCGGCCUCUGAAGGCCCCACAAAGCCCAAGUCAUCCCGAGGUCCUUUCAGACUACGCAACUUAUUUUCUGCCACCUUCCCUACCCGCCAGAAGAAAGAGACAGAUGAGCGACAGGCUCAGCUGCAGAAGGUAAAGCAGUAUGAAUUGGAGUUCCUUGAGGAACUUCUAAAGCCACCAAGCCAGGGGGAACUCCCAGGCACAGAGUACCUGCAACCUCCAGCACCUGGCCGCUGCAGCUGCCAGCUACGCAGUAGCCCCGUGCAGCAGGGACCAGGGAUGUCUCGCGAACAGAGACGCAGCUGUGACUGCAAGCGUAUCUGCCGAGGGGGACGGCCACAGGCUGCCCAGACCCCUGCACCUGGCCUCCGGGAGAGGGAGAGGGUCGCCCCUACCCAGAGGCAGCCAGAGGCUGGCCCAGGCUUGAGCCUUAAUAGUCCCAUCAACAUCCAACGCAUCCGCUCCACCAGUCUGGAGUCCCGUGAGUGCCGGUCAGACCCUGAAAGUGGGGUUUCGUGCCUGAGCACGUGUGCCUCAGGGGGUGAAUGUUUGGGAGAUCCCAACUACAGGAAACUGAUGCGCCACUACAGUAUCAGUGAGCUGGACCAGGGUGACACGGUGUCGCUGACCUCUGAUGUCUACCCACACCCACCCCUGGGAAUGCUGCCUAGAGAGGUCAAGGAGAUAGAGUCAGGCCUCCCACUAGGUUUGGGUCCAAAAGCCAAGUGUGCAGAGUCACCAACUCUAGGAGAGCCCUCCUACGUCCAAGUAGCCCCUGAGAGCAAAGGCCCCAGACAAAUGGCUGUGUUUUCACUCCCAGAGGAGGUGUACCGGAGGCCAGCUGAUCUGGAUGAGGACAGUGAAAGUAGCAAGUGCUGUUCCAUCCGCUACUGCUUCUACUACCGCAAGUGCGACAUGGCAGAUGAUGCCAGCGAUGGCAAAGAUGAGCUCUCCUACUCCAUCCCCAUGAAGAUCCUGCCUGGCAUGAAGUUGGAUGAGCAGGUGGUGCCUGUAGUGAGCAGAACCCUGCAGGUACUGGAUGCUGCCACCUGCAGCAGCAGCCCUGAGGCCCCUCACACCCAGGAGAUCGACCUUCGGGUAUCCACCUUUGAGGGGAGCCUGGCUAAGAUCAAUGCCCUGCGGGCCCAUGCCUACGGCCUCCCUGAUGGCUUCCUGGCUGCCCGUCUGGAUACCAAUGAGCUGCUAACAGUCUUGCGGCAGUGUGUGGCCAGCCCCGAGGCUCGUGCUCCCAAGCCCUAUGUCUCUCAGAUUUCCGAGUACAAGCUAGAGCUAGCUCUCAAGUUCAAGGAGCUCCGGGCCUCCUGCCGCCGGGUAGCCAAUGUGGACAAGAGUCCGACUCAUAUGCUGGCAGCCAUUACAGGCAGCUUCCAGGUGCUGAGCAGCCUCAUUGAGACCUUUGUGCGGCUAGUGUUCAUCGUGCGCUCUGAGGCCCAGCGCCAGGAGCUGCUGGCCAAAGUAGAAGAGGUAGUGAGGAAUUACACCUUCCUGCUGCGUGCCGCUGAAGAGUCCACAGCCCGGAACCUUAACCAGCAGCAGCAACAGCAGCAGCAGCAACAACAGCAGCAACAGCAGCAGCAACCGCUGCCACCACCACCGCUGCCAGCAGCCACAGGGCACCCACCCGGCUCCCCGUCAUCGACUGUUAUGAGCACAUUCUCACGCUCCUUAAAAACCCUUAUUAAGUAGGGCGCUUGCCCAGGCUUGUCCCCUCCCCAUCCACGGUCCCAGGUUUGAGCUUUGUGGUCUUUGCAUCUCGUGGUGAUUGUGUGUUUCUGCUGGGCCAGUCAGGGUCCAAGAGCCUAUCAGUCUCCAAGGCUAACCCCUAGACUGGGCUCUUUAUUAAGGGCUGCAGGCUUAGCUGCCGCCCUGGGUGUCCUCACCCCUUCUUGGCCUCUGGGCGUCACUGUGAGGGCAAAGGUCCCUUGCCAUUAUGCCCACCACAGAGCUGUAUUUUAUCUAUCUCUACUCUGGGGCUGAUAGGUGACAUCAAGUUCACCUCCUGCUCUGAGUUGGGCACCGGGGGAGCCAGGACCUCGAGCUCCUCCUAGCAUCUGCUGCCCCAAGGAGGGCAGUAGCAGUAGCGGUAGGCCAUAGCGCCAAGGCAAGGAGAGAGGGCGCUCCUUCCAGAUGCGCCCACCCACCAGGGGCUCCCUUGUACCUGGCAGGAGCCACCUCAAGGGCCAAUGCCCAGGUUGGAUAUGCGCAGAAUACAGCCAUGUCCGGCUGUCAGGGGCUGGCUCAACCAGUUGGCAGCCUUGGGAGCCCUUGCCCCCAGGUUCAGUAGCUCCACACCAGCCAUCCCCAAAGUGCCCUGCCCCUUACUGAUGGGCAGGGCAGCUCAGUCCACUAGGGAGCAAGCCUCUGAGAUCACGUGUUUUGGGUAAGGUACCUGGUGAAAAUGUCUGCUCUGGGAAGACCCAGCGCAGGUAUCAGAGCCUGCCCGGUUCAGUCCAGCCCUGUGCAGGAGCUGUUGCCAGAGGCAUGGGCUCCUCUCUCAACAUCUCUACCAGAUAGACUGUCUUUAGGAGUUCGAUGUAGCUAUGGAUUGGGAUGGGGGGUGGGGGGAGGGGGGAGGGGUGGGGGUGUUGAUGACUAUAUCUUAAACUUCUGGAAGCUAGCGUGAUAUGUUAAUCCUGAGUAUAUGCUUUUGGCUGUGUAUUGACCCUGUGGAUUUGUCUCUCUAAGAAAAGAAGCUGAGCGCCUUACCCGGUGCAGUCCUGCACCUCUCUCCCUCUCUGGAACCAUCUGGAAGGGAAUUCACACUGUUUAGCAUCCUCUUUGACACUCAUGUAUUGCCGCUGCUACCACCACCACCACCACCACCACCACCACCACCGUCACUGUCACCGCUGUCACCGCUGCCACCGCUGCCGCCGCUGCUGCCACUGCUGCCAUCACCACCACCACCCCUUCCCCAGCCCUUCUGGGAGUGAAGACACGGAGUCCCCUACAGUUAUCCCACUGUAGGGAACAAAGAAAGCCAAUGUUUCUUCUGUAUAGAUUGCUUCUUGUCCACUUCUCCAUAGCUGCUUGUUUCCCACACCCUCCCAGCCAGCGUUGGUCUCUUUUUCAUCACUGUGUGAGAGGCCUGUGUGAAAUCUCUCGUUCUUAUGUGAGUUUUAUAAGAUGUACACUGUGCAGAGCCCCUGCCUAUCCUUGGUGAUCCUAAGCGCAAUAAAGCCUCCUGAGUGGCAAGGUCUCCCAGCAAGGAGGAGGGGUAUCCUUCUACAGAAGCCAGCCCCCCUUCCUUGCCUCUCCUCCCACAGGACCAAGAUGUUUAAUGGGCCAGAGAUGCAGCCAGUGGGGAACCCUUUCCCCCACGACCACUGCCCUCAGAAUGUUGGCAUGGUCUUCCUCUUCUCCCAACUUCUUGAUCCUACACCUUCGCCACUCAGACCCUGCCUGUUGUCAUUUCAUCGCUGUCAUUCACUCACCUCUCCCUCAGCCUCAUGGAGAGGAUACAUUUUCUAAUGUCUGUAUAUAGUAUAUAUACUACAUAAAUAUAUAAAUUAUAUAUUACACUAAUUUAUGUCUUGUUUUUCGAACAAGAAUGAUUAAAUCUAUUCAUCUUACUCUCCCAAUAA